Ipomoea triloba (trilobed morning glory) is the source of this 1873-nucleotide messenger RNA. Its product is annotated as agamous-like MADS-box protein AGL30. The transcript has 14 exons. Lineage: Eukaryota; Viridiplantae; Streptophyta; Magnoliopsida; Solanales; Convolvulaceae. Gene Ontology annotation, biological process: positive regulation of transcription by RNA polymerase II. Gene Ontology annotation, molecular function: protein dimerization activity; DNA-binding transcription factor activity, RNA polymerase II-specific; RNA polymerase II cis-regulatory region sequence-specific DNA binding. The record is from RefSeq and is a predicted model, not a curated record. The coding region runs from base 500 to 1693 and encodes 397 amino acids.
UUUGGCGCCAAGAGAAGAAAGUAUUAGUUAUGAAGAAAUUCAACAUUAUUCUAUCUAACGGUACCGGAAUUUCCCCCGAUUCUGCCGGCGUACAAACCCCGCCGGUAUCUCUUCUCAACCUCACAUUACGGUUCCCCGCCGCCGCCGCUUCCGUUAUUCAGAUUCCAUUUCCUUCUCCAAAUUCCUCACAAUUUUGUCGAAUCGAAUUAACGGAGAAAAAGCCGUCCUGGAAGUCAAUUCGGCCGCCUUAGGAACGACUAUUCUGUCGUCAUCCUCAUCGGUGGUCUCAAACAUUUUAUCUUCGUAUUAGAAGAACUUAUGCUUUAGGAGCUUGCGAGGUAGAGCUUUGCAGAGGACAUCAGUUCUUUGUUCAACAGAGCUGGUGUCCUCAACAUAUAUCAAUCCCGUUAAAAGUUCAACAAGCUUACGGCUUGUAAAUGCCUGUGUUUUUCAAUUUAAAAGAGCAGGAAAGCGUCAAGUGUUUGUAAAAAGGGAAAGAAUGGGGCGGAACCGGUUACCGUUAAAGAGACUGACUAGUGCCAACCGCAGGAUAGCCUACUCGAGACGAAAGAAGGGUCUGAUGAAGAAAGCUAGAGAAUUGUCUGUCUUGUGUGAUGUUGAAGUGUUUCUUGUCACAUUUUCACCUGGUGGUAAACCUACUGUAUUCAUUACAGAAAAUAGUUCCAUUGAAGAUGUGAUUGAGAAGUUUGCACAACUGAAGCCAGAAGAAAGGGCAAAAAAGAAACUGGAGUGCCUUGAAGUGGUGAAGAAAGCUUGCAAAAAGUUUGAUCACCAUGUAGACAUUGGGGAACUUUUUUAUCCAGGGGAUCUUUCAGAUGAGGAUUUGACAUCUCUGGCUGAUUCGUUGAGAACUCGACUUUCUGACACCCAAAACAGACUCAGCCAUUGGAUGAACAUAGACAAGAUCAGUAAUACUGAUCAACUUGGGAAAAUGGAGGAAUCAUUAAUCAACUCACUCCAAGACAUUCAGAGACAUAAGAAUGGUCUUCUUGCUCAACAACUGAAAAGGCAAUGCAGUGAUGAGUUGCAACAUGUGACAGAUUUACCAAUUGGUAUGGUUACAAGUCAAGUGCUCCAGCCUUCUUCAUGGACACAAAAUGGUAUUAAUCCAAACAUCAACUUCGACAACGACCUAAAUUUAACCCAAGGCUAUCACAGAUGUAUUGUCUCCAGGCUUCCAGAGUGUUCAUCCGAGAGCUAUACAAAUCUUUUUUGCUUUGAUAAAGAAGUGGAGGUGACAAGACCCAGUGGAGAAGAUAGGACUAAUCCACUUCUGGACUAUGAACACAUGCAACAUUAUUUUCAGUUCCAAUCGGCCGAAGAAAAUGUGGUUAGUUGCUUCCAAUACCUGUCUCCAGAAACAACAGAAUUCCCUAGUUUUGAAGUUACAGACAAGAGUUUAGAAGAAGUUUUUGAAAAUAGUGGGAACCAUUUUUCCGAUGGAUUUCUUAGCAGCUUUGGAGUGGAUUCCCAGCUUCUGAUGCCACUGGAUACCAGUUUUCAUGAAUGUACAGUGACAGACUCGAACCCAACAACCUGGGGAAACAAAUACGGAGUAAUACAUUACAGUAAAGUAAACAGGAAAAACGUUGCUGAUACAUUGCAGGGCUUAAUGGGCCAGCAAAAGUGUUGGGCCAUUUUGCUCAAUUAUCCAGAUUUAAAUCUAGUCUAGUCUAGAAUUCUAGAUGACAAGAGUACUGAGGCCCAGGCCCUCCAAUCUUAGUGGGCCUUCAGACCAUAGUCUUUUCAUUUGACAACUGUAUGGCAGUACACGGUUCUUUUUGUAGCAAACCAUAAAGACAAACACAAUAUCUUUUUAAGAUUCUCAAUAAAAUUUGUUGCAAUCCCCCAA